Molecule: messenger RNA, 408 nt
Organism: Morchella importuna
Lineage: Eukaryota; Fungi; Ascomycota; Pezizomycetes; Pezizales; Morchellaceae
Exons: 1
Coding region: 1-408 (135 amino acids)
Source: RefSeq, a predicted model, not a curated record
AUGUCAUCCCGCCUCCUCCGCCGCCUCCCCCAAACCCUCCCCCUCAGCACGCCCCUCCGGCGGGCCCCACUCGCCUUCCCCCUCUCCCGCCAGCACUCCACCGGCAGCGGCACCUCCGUCGAUCCCACCGAGAUCUCACACUUUGACGGCCUCGCUUCCACAUGGUGGGACCCGCACGGCUCCUCGCGGCUCCUCCACCUCAUGAACCCGCUGCGCCUGCACUUCAUCCAGACCUGCCUUCUGCGCGGCACCCCCGUUCCGCCGACGCCCAGCGCGCGGGGCACCGAGAGCGUUGGUGCAGACCCCAUUGCGGCUGUGCAGGGCCACCGCGAGAGUGAGGAGGGGGGCUGCGGUAUCUGGAUAUCGGCUGUGGGGGCGGGAUAUUGGCGGAGGCUCUGGCGAGGCUGA